CGCCGCCGCCGCCGCGGGCGGGCCCGUCCCCCAGCGUCCCCCCCGAACACCAUAGGCGGCUCCGGCUCCAAGAUGUCCAACCGGGUGCUCUGCCGGGAGGCCAGCCACGCCGGCAGCUGGUACACGGCCUCAGGACCCCAGCUGAAUGCACAACUAGAAGGGUGGCUUUCUCAAGUACAGUCCACAAAAAGACCUGCAAGAGCCAUUAUUGCACCCCACGCAGGAUACACGUACUGUGGAUCUUGUGCAGCCCACGCUUACAAACAAGUGGAUCCUAAUAUCACCCGAAAAAUUUUCAUUCUUGGGCCUUCCCAUCACGUGCCCCUCUCCCGAUGUGCACUUUCCAGUGUGGAUAUUUACAGGACACCUCUGUAUGAUCUCCGAAUUGACCAAAAGAUUUAUGGAGAAUUGUGGAAGACUGGAAUGUUUGAGCGUAUGUCCCUACAGACAGAUGAAGAUGAACACAGUAUUGAAAUGCAUUUGCCUUAUACUGCUAAAGCCAUGGAAAGCCAUAAGGAUGAGUUUACUAUUAUUCCUGUGUUGGUCGGAGCACUGAGUGAGUCAAAAGAGCAGGAAUUUGGAAAACUCUUCAGUAAAUACCUAGCUGAUCCUAGUAACCUCUUUGUGGUUUCUUCUGACUUUUGCCAUUGGGGUCAGAGGUUCCGUUACAGUUACUAUGAUGAAUCCCAAGGAGAAAUUUAUAGAUCCAUUGAGCACCUAGAUAAAAUGGGUAUGAGCAUUAUAGAGCAGCUAGAUCCUGUAUCUUUUAGCAAUUACUUGAAGAAAUACCAUAAUACAAUAUGUGGAAGACAUCCUAUUGGAGUGUUAUUAAAUGCUAUCAACGAGCUCCAGAAGAAUGGAAUGAAUAUGAGCUUUUCAUUUUUGAAUUACGCUCAGUCAAGCCAGUGUCGGAACUGGCAAGACAGCUCAGUGAGUUAUGCAGCUGGAGCACUUAUGGUCCACUGAACCACUGAAUGCUCAGGGAUGGCACCUGCACACACUCUGUAUACGGGGUCCCAGCCUAGCCCUUACAAAGAUACAGUCCCUGGUCUUUGGGUAUACUGAAACCUCAAACUAAUAGAACUCUGUUCUUUUCUAGUAGGUGUAGUCCUUCCUUAGUUUCAACUCAUUUAAAAAUGCUUUCUUGUUUAGGACAAUGGAAGGAAGGCUGGUAUAAGAACUUUUUGUGCUUUUUUUUUUUUAUUUGCCUUUUUUUUUCUUUUUUUGUUUUUUGGGGAAGAGAUAAUGGCUGUGAAGGCAUGGUGGUAGACUGUCCUUACAAAUACAACAUAUAAAGCAUUUACCAUAUCCUAAAUUUGCACUCUCUGCAGACCUGUGCACAUAUACUCUGCUUUCAGAAUAGUUUUGCAAGUUGUAAACGGAAAAAGGGGGUGGAAGCUUUUUAAUAAAAGAAAAAAAAAAAGGAAAACAACGCAUUUAUAAAUUAUCCUGUAUUAGAAUAUAAUAAAACUCCAAUAUAGUCAGUUACUACCCGUGAUGUACAACAGAUAUCUUCUAUUUUAGUUGCUAAUAAAGGGCUACACAAACCAAAA
Molecule: messenger RNA, 1553 nt
Organism: Corapipo altera (White-ruffed manakin)
Lineage: Eukaryota; Metazoa; Chordata; Aves; Passeriformes; Pipridae
Gene: MEMO1
Product: mediator of cell motility 1
Exons: 9
Coding region: 73-966 (297 amino acids)
Source: RefSeq, a predicted model, not a curated record